Messenger RNA from Solanum stenotomum, 972 nucleotides. RefSeq names its product ras-related protein RABB1c-like. The transcript has 6 exons. The coding region runs from base 111 to 746 and encodes 211 amino acids. NCBI's taxonomy places the organism in Eukaryota, Viridiplantae, Streptophyta, Magnoliopsida, Solanales, Solanaceae. Gene Ontology annotation, molecular function: GTPase activity; GTP binding. Gene Ontology annotation, cellular component: Golgi apparatus. The record is from RefSeq and is a predicted model, not a curated record.
UUAUUAUUAUCAUUGUCGUUUUCUCCAGCUCACCUACAAAAAAUUUCAACUUUGUCUCUCUCUCUCUAUAUAUUCAGAUCUCCGUUCAUCCACCGUCGUAUCGGCAAAUCAUGUCGUACGCAUAUCUCUUCAAGUAUAUUAUCAUCGGCGAUACUGGAGUUGGAAAGUCAUGUCUACUUUUGCAAUUUACGGACAAACGGUUUCAACCAGUCCAUGACCUGACCAUCGGGGUUGAAUUUGGGGCUCGAAUGAUCACAAUCAACAACAAACCAAUAAAACUACAGAUCUGGGACACGGCUGGUCAAGAAUCAUUCAGAUCCAUCACAAGGUCAUAUUACAGAGGGGCUGCGGGCGCAUUACUUGUUUAUGAUAUUACAAGGAGGGAAACAUUUAAUCACCUUGCUAGUUGGUUAGAAGAUGCAAGACAGCAUGCAAAUGCAAACAUGACCAUAAUGCUGAUUGGGAACAAGUGUGAUCUGGCUCAUAGAAGGGCUGUAAGCACAGAAGAAGGUGAGCAGUUUGCCAAAGAAAACGGAUUGAUAUUUAUGGAGGCCUCAGCUAAAACAGCUCAGAAUGUUGAAGAGGCUUUCAUCAAAACAGCCUCAACAAUCUAUAAGAAAAUACAGGAUGGAGUGUUUGAUGUAUCGAAUGAGUCCUAUGGAAUAAAAGUUGGAUAUGGUGGCAUUCCUGGAACAUCAGGUGGAAGAGAUGGAGCUGCUUCUCAAGGAGGGGGUUGUUGCACUUAAAAUUUGAAAAUCAUUCUUCAAACUUGAUCAUGUUCUCAUCAUCUCUAUGCCAGCCGUCAUCACGGGUCUUUCCUUCUUAUCUUUCAGAGGUCUCUUUGAUUUGUUUUAAUGAUGUUAUCUGUGCAAAAAUAAGCCAAAUUCAGUAAAUAGUGGACAGUCCAUCUUUGUGUGCCCCCAUGUAUAAAAGUUGACAUUACAAAAUGUGAAUAGAAUUCCUUAUAUCUUG